Messenger RNA from Antechinus flavipes (yellow-footed antechinus), 8487 nucleotides. It is a transcript of the gene CNGB1, whose product is annotated as cyclic nucleotide gated channel subunit beta 1. Gene Ontology annotation, biological process: retina homeostasis; monoatomic cation transmembrane transport. Lineage: Eukaryota; Metazoa; Chordata; Mammalia; Dasyuromorphia; Dasyuridae. Gene Ontology annotation, cellular component: intracellular cyclic nucleotide activated cation channel complex; plasma membrane; photoreceptor outer segment. The coding region runs from base 497 to 3217 and encodes 906 amino acids. The transcript has 21 exons. The record is from RefSeq and is a predicted model, not a curated record. Gene Ontology annotation, molecular function: intracellularly cAMP-activated cation channel activity; cGMP binding; intracellularly cGMP-activated cation channel activity.
UCUCCUAGCGACAGGGUCUCCUUCCCGGCAACAGUGAGGCUCUCCUUAGCAACUGCAGCCUUUUGGUCCCUAACUGGCCUCCCUGUGGGAGUUUCUACAGCAGCUCCCUGAACAUCAACUCAACCUGAUUAGGACCAGACAGGCUUCUGGACUAAUUUAUACACUCCCAACCCAGGGCCGAUCCCGAGCAGGCAGCUUCAGGCUUUAAGCAGGCUCGGGGCCUUUUCAAAGUAUGUUUAUAUGAACCGUGCUCAAGCUUGCCAUGAAUGUUUCGGAGCCCAACUGAAGGUCGGAAGCAUGUGUUUCGUUAUCAGCAAAUGUCACUUCGUGCAAUGUUCUGCUGGAUAGCUGUCUGGUGGAUGUUGCUGGCUUCAGCUGGAGUGAAGUAGGGGAGAUCGAGGACCAGGAGUCUUCCCUAAAGGAGAAGGCUGAAGUCGCUGGCACUGGAGUCUCUGGGGUCCUGGCCUUUGCUUGAGGCUCCGAGGCCUCUUGUGCCAUGUCUAAGCAAAGCCGAGAUGUGGAGUUAGAUCGCCUGGUCCAAGACAAGCCGCUUAGCCACAGAACCCCCCAUGCCGCUUCCCAAAACAUAGCCGAGCAUCUCCCCAAUGUGCCGAGCUACCGGUACCCCACCACCCGCAUCCCUGUCCUCGUCAACAGGAGGACGGGGGUGUCGAAGCCCAGUUUCGUGAAGGAGGCAAAGCGCUCAGUCCGCCGCUUAGUGCCUGCCACAAGAGAACACCCAGCUGUGAAAGUUGAAGAUGCUGAUGCUGAGAGUGAGCCCCUCCAGGUGGAGGAAAAGUCCCCAAGCCCAGUGUUGCCGCCACCAUCCCCAGCCAAAUCAGAAACCCUCACGGUGCCUGGCGGAGCUCCGGGAACUACCAGGAAGAGGCUGCCAUCACAGGAUGAGGAGGUGGAGGAGCUCAAGGCCCUGUCUCCAGCACAAUCUCCGGUUGUUGCCUGGUCCGGCCCAUCCAGUCCCCAGGGAAACGAUGGUGGUGAACGUGCUGAGUCCACAGCCAGCCAGAAUAGUGCGGUCAUCAAUGACCGGCUCCAGGAGCUGGUGAAACUCUUUAAGGAACGGACUGAGAAAGUAAAAGAGAAGCUUAUUGAUCCAGAUGUCACUUCAGAUGAGGAAAGCCCUAAACCAUCCCCAGCCAAGAAAGCCCCAGAACCAGCGCCAGAAACCAAAGCUGCUGAGGCUGAAAAGACUGGAGAGGAGGAACAUUACUGUGAGAUGUUGUGCUGCAAGUUCAAACGCCGCCCAUUGAAGAUGUACCAGUUUCCCCAAAGCAUUGAUCCCCUCACCAACCUGAUGUAUAUUCUUUGGCUCUUCUUCGUGGUCUUGGCCUGGAACUGGAAUUGCUGGCUCAUUCCUGUCCGCUGGGCUUUUCCUUACCAAACCCCAGAAAACAUCCACCUCUGGCUAAUGAUGGAUUAUCUGUGUGACCUCAUCUACUUGUUAGAUAUCACCGUGUUUCAGGUUCGCCUGCAGUUCGUCAAAGGAGGAGACAUCAUUACAGACAAAAAGGAGAUGCGGAACAAUUACUUAAAGUCUCGUCGUUUUAGGAUGGAUAUGAUUUGUCUCCUGCCCCUUGACUUGCUCUAUUUGAAAGUUGGUGUGAAUUCCCUUUUACGGUUGCCACGUUGCUUAAAGUACAUGGCUUUCUUUGAGUUUAAUAAUCGGCUGGAAGCUAUCCUCAGCAAGGCUUAUGUUUACAGAGUCAUAAGAACCACAGCCUAUCUGCUCUAUAGUUUACAUGUGAAUUCAUGUCUGUAUUAUUGGGCGUCAGCCUACCAAGGAAUUGGCUCUACUCAUUGGGUUUAUGAUGGAGUGGGAAACAGUUACAUUCGCUGUUAUUAUUGGGCUGUCAAGACCCUGAUCACCAUCGGGGGACUGCCUGACCCUCAGACUCUCUUUGAAAUCGUUUUCCAGCUGCUGAACUAUUUCACGGGAGUCUUUGCUUUCUCGGUGAUGAUAGGACAGAUGAGAGAUGUAGUUGGAGCAGCAACUGCAGGACAAACAUAUUACAGGAGCUGCAUGGAUAGUACUGUCAAGUACAUGAAUUUCUAUAAAAUCCCAAGAUCGGUUCAGAAUCGUGUUAAGACCUGGUAUGAAUAUACGUGGCAUUCUCAAGGCAUGCUGGAUGAAUCUGAGUUGAUGGUGCAGCUCCCAGAUAAGAUGCGACUGGAUCUUGCCAUUGAUGUCAACUAUGACAUUGUCAGCAAGGUGGCUCUUUUUCAGGGCUGUGACAGGCAAAUGAUUUUUGAUAUGCUAAAGAGGCUAAGGUCUGUUGUUUACCUGCCCAAUGACUAUGUGUGCAAGAAGGGAGAAAUUGGAAGAGAAAUGUACAUUAUCCAAGCUGGACAAGUCCAGGUACUAGGCGGGCCAGAUGGCAAAUCUGUUCUUGUGACUCUGAAAGCAGGAUCUGUAUUUGGAGAAAUAAGCUUGUUGGCUGUUGGUGGAGGAAAUCGUCGCACAGCGAAUGUAGUGGCUCAUGGGUUCACCAACCUUUUCAUUUUGGAUAAGAAGGAUUUGAAUGAAAUUUUGGUUCACUAUCCAGAGUCUCAGAAGUUGCUUCGGAAGAAAGCCAGGAGGAUGCUAAGAAAUAACAACAAACCCAAGGAACAGAAAAGCAUACUCAUCCUUCCUCCGAGGGCUGGGACUCCUAAACUUUUCUCAGCUGCUCUAGCAGCAGCAGGAAAGAUGGGAGCGAAAGGAGCAGCGAGAGGUGGGAAACUGGCCCAUUUACGAGCAAGGCUGAAAGAACUGGCUGCAUUAGAAGCAGCUGCGAAGCAACAGCAAGAGAUGGAGCAGGCCAAGAGUUCUGCUGCCUCAGCAGCUCCAGAUAAGCCCGAGUCAGCAGCUGCAGAUAAACCAGAAUCGGUAGCUGCAGAUAAACCAGAAUCGGUAGCUACGGAUAAACCAACAUCUGCAGCUCCACACGAACCAGAAUCAGCAGCUCCUGAUAAAUCCCAGUUGGCAGUUCCAGAACCAUCAGCUGGACCAGAGCCAGCUGGACCAGAGCCAGCCGCUCCAGACCCACCAGAUGCCCAUCCUCCAUCUUCCUCCUCCCCCAAGAAAUCAGAGGGAGGAGAUGAUGGAGAAAUUGUGUCUGAAUCUCCUGAUCACUCUGUCAGGAUUCGAAUAAGCACUGCCCCGGAGAGUGAUGAACAGAUUCUCUCUGUAGAAAUUCCAGAAAAGAAGGAUGACAAGUGAAAUCCACCCCAUGCUAGUUCCUAGAAAGUCAUCUAACAUCUGGUCCUCUAAUGUUCCAACAGGCUACCUACAUUUACCUAUUUAAGCUAGAGAAAUGGUUUUACUUUCAAUAGCUUCUAAUUUCUGGUUAGUGGCCACAAACUUCACUAACACAGCUAGGAUUUGGUUUGCCUUUUCUUUGUCCUUAGCUUGCAGGACUAAUAUCUUAGAAAUGAAGACCAUAACCUCUUUAAGAGACUUGUAAUCCUGUAUAAAGCUUCUUGGAUCCCAGAAAGGAUUCUACUGAUCUCUGCUAUUUACUUUCCCAUUAAAUACUUGGUCAACCGUCUUUCCCCAGAUUCAUUCAUUUAUUUAUUUUUAUUGAGGGAAUCAUAGAAUCAUGUUCAUUGAUCUUUUAGCAUCAAUGAUUCAUCAGCAACUAUUUUAAUAAAUUAUAAGGGUUCCCUAUCUCUAAUAACAGGACAGCUAGGUGGCUCAGUGAAACCAGAAAUCAGUAACUUAUCUUUGUGAAUUCAAAUCUGGCAACAGAUAUUUAUUAGUAUCUGACCCUGGCCAAAUCACUUAGCUGUUUGCCUCAGUUUCCUCAUCUGUAAAAUGAGCCAGAGAAGGAAAUGGCAAACCACUAGAGCUUAUUUGCCAGGAAAAUUGCAAACGGGGUCAAGAAGAGUCAAAUAUGAUUGAAAUAACUGAACAACCAUUAAGAAUUAUUGAAGCAUGCUGUUUUGAGCCUCCCACACUAAAGUAAUACAUUAGAUCUAGGUAUGUUUUAAAUGAUGAAACACACACAUAUGUUUGCAUGUAUAUACACACAGAGUCCAUUUAAUCAAAGGGAUGGGUUGGAAGAUGUGACUGUAGUCAGGGAAAUUAAGAAUAAAUAAGUGUGUGGAUUUCAUCCUCAGGUGAUUUCCUCCCCAUUUCAUGGGAGGAUGAUACAUGUGGUUUUGUUUAGUUACUUUUUUUUUGGACUUAACUGUUUCUCAGAAAAUUAUUUUUAGAAAUAGAAAAUAUAUUUUUCUUUCUUUGGCUUUGUAAGAAUGAUAUUUUUGUACUCAUCUUCUCACCUAAUUAUAUUGUCUAUUCUUAUUAACCUAGGUCAUUUGAGAUUGAAAUUGGGCCAGUGACAGAGAUAGAUGAAAGGUUCUAAUAUUUAGGACACCAUUAUGGGAAAACAUAAAGGCAGGAUCUAAGCCUCUUGUUAGCUAGGUCUAUUGCUAGUUCUAGUAGGUUCCCUGGCUUUAGGGAUAAGACUACUUUCAAAUAAUAAAAACUCAUUUUGAAAGUGCUUACCUCAUAACAAUCUGUGAACUAGGUAGGAAAGUAUUAUUAUUGCAUAUUUUUAUAUAGAUAAGGAAACUGAUGCUCAGCAAGGCUAGAUGAUUUAUUUAAGGUCAUAUAAUUGGCAAGUGGUAGAACUGAGAUUUAAACUUAGAUCAUCCAACUUGAAGUGGGAUGCUGGUGUUUUUUUUUUUUCUCACAAAACCAUGCAGCCUCACUAGCAUUCAUAAGGUGUGAUGGAAAAGUCUCACUUGAGACUUAUGGCUUGGAAAAAAUAACCCAUUUAAAUUAAAGAGAAAUUUCUUUGAGAAGGUCAUGUUAACAAGUAUGAGUCAAGAAAAUGAAAAGGGUAACAGUGAUGGCUGUGAUCAGUAUAAAUGCUUUACUAAAAAUGAUCCCUAUUAGAGAAUUCCUGACUGUGUGAAUCCCCUAAAUAAAGAGUUAUAAUUCAUUUCAUGUUUAAGGCAGAAAGAGUCAGAGACAGAGACAGAGAAAAAAUAGACACAUGGGGGAAGAGAAAAGGAGACAGAGACAGACAGACAGACAGAAACAGAGAGAGAUAGAUCCAGAGAGAGAGAGACAGAGAGACAGAAAGAGACAGAAAGAAAAGCCAGUAGUCAUCUGGAAUUGCAUGCAGGAAGCAAUCAUACUUGGUUUUUCAUAUAUGCCUUUGUCUAAUUUUUAGUUGUUCCUGUGGUUUAACAUAAUUUUGGUACCCAGUUCAGUGUCUACCAUCAAACAUUCUGCUUGGGUUAUAUAAUAAUACACCUUGAGCUUCAUUGGGAGAAAGUCAGGCUCUUAGAGAAAAGUUAGGUCUGAAUUGGACUCUUUUCAACUAAUUUGAUUUAAACUCAUCCUAUUUUAAAAUACAAAACUAUAUUUCAUCAAUAGCAUUGUGAAAAUAUUGAAAUUGGGGGAAUGGAUGUAAAUGAUUUGGAAACAUGCUUUUAUUUGUUUUUUAAAAUAAUGAUACCUACUAAGUGCAAGGGAGUGUGUUGAGUGCUAAGGGGGAUGAAAUGAAGAGUAAGACAUCACUGUUGUGGAAAUAUGGAAAGUAAAAUAUGAGAAUACAAUGAAAUAUAAACAGUCCUGAAAAGAUAGAGAUUACAUUCAGCCAUAGGGGAAUUAAGAAAAGCUUUAUUUAAGUUAGACUUUGAAACAAGGGAUAGUAAUUAAAUAGGUGGAUUCAUGGGAAAGGGCAUUAUGGAUGGAGGGAUGUCUGAACAAUUGCAUAGAAGUGAGAAAGCAGAACACAUGUUUGGGGAAGAGAAAGUCCAGUUUGGUUGCCACAAAAAGGGACCAAAAUAAGAUUAACAACGUAGAUUGGAUCCAGAAGCCUUGAGUAUCAGAUUAAGAUGUUACUAAAGGGUAUAUGUGUGACAUGAUCAGAGUUGUGUACUUUAAUAAGAUAAAUAGACAUUUGUGGAGCCCCCACCAUAGGGAAAGGCAUUGUAUUAGGUGCUAUGGAAGAUUAACCUGGCAAGAGUGUAGAUGAAUGGUCAGGGAAUGAGUGGUGAAGGUAGUAGAAGCAGAGAGAUGACCAGUUAAGAGGCUCUUAUGCAAGGGAGAGCUAAUGAGGACUUUUGGACUAAAGUGGGCUCUGUGAUAAUAGAGUGAAGAGGAUGAAUGUAAAAGAUACUUUGGAAUGGUAAAAGAUGUGAGGAUUAAAGGAGCUCAGAGAAAUGAUGGCCAAGGAAAUAAGAGGAAGGGGUGGAAAAUGAGGGAGAGGAAGACUUGAAAGCUAAAUUUUCUCAGCAAGUAAAAGACAGAAUCUCCUAUGGAAAAUAAGGACCAGCACAGUUGAGGAAGAUGGAAAAGGGGUGAAAGAGAUUCUGUAGAAAAGGUAAAGAAAGAUAGAUAAAAAAGAUUGCCAAGCAAGCUGGAAGGCUAGAGAGUAGGAAUCUAACUUGGAAGUAAUUAGCCUGAUUUUAGCUAGGUUUUGUCUUUUUCCAGUCGGUUAUGGAAAAGUUUGUUCAUCCAAAGGCAACAUAUUAAUGUCUUUAGUUUUUCCACCUACCUUAUAUAAUUAACAGGAGGGAUGAUCUCAAGUUGGCAUAAAUAUUUUUAAAUACAAGGGGAGAAGGAUAACUAGAGUUCAUUGCGGAUUGCCUUUUGACAUUUUCCAUGUCAUGGCAGGUAUUCAUCAUUUUAAAUGUAAUGAUGAUACUCUUUUAAUAUAUGGAAAGUCUGGGUUAUAUACAGAGGUUUUUUUUUUACCACCCACUUUUUAUAUGCACCCUGUAUCUUGACCAUGACCAGAACAAAACACAAUCCAAGAAUGAUAAACCUAGUUAAGGCACAAUUAUCUAGCAAGUAUUUACAAUGAACUUUGAGCAGAAGUAUAUUAUUCUUUUUUUAAGAUGGCAAACCAAGUUUUAAAUCCACCUUCACUGAGAGUGCUUUUAUGUGGAAACUUUUGAUAAUAUAUUUGCUUAUACUUUAAGAUUCCAACUCUGUAAAAAUCCUUGGGCAUACUUCUCAUAUAAAGCCAUUGUAUAGUUCCCUAGAAAGUUUUUUUUGGGGGGAGGGGGAAAUACAUUUUGAAAUGAGAUCAGCAGCAUCCUUGUUAUCUUUUUAUACCUGACUCAUUUCAACUGCUGCAGAUAUGAUAUAAAAGUGAGGUUAUCACUGUGCUUUAUACACCAUUUGCCUGAAAUAGGAUCUUUGAGUGCUUCAAUUUACCUUUUUUUUUUUUAAAGCAUUUCCUGCAUUUUGGUAGAUGUAUGCAGUAGCUUAUCUUUUUACUAUAUAAAUAUUUUAAAUAAACAAUCACAAAACUGUUAAAAGUUUAAAUCUGAAAAUGGGCUUGACAAUUUAUAUUUUGGUGUUUCAUUAAUGAGCAUGAAUGACUAUGAAGAUCUCUGAAUCCAAUGACUUCCAAAGCUAAAUACACUUAAAUCAAAGUAUUUAGAAAUAUGUUCUUGGCUUGUGGAUUCAUUUUAGAAAUUGAUUGUGUAUGGCAGAUGAGUGAAACAUAUUAAAGAUAUUUGGGAAAAUCAUGUGACUAUUUUUUUGUAUGAUGGGAAACCAAGUGUUAAAUGUAUUUUCACUGUCAUCUUCUAUUGAAAAAAAUAUAUAACCUUUCUGCCACAAAGUAGGUGCUUAAUAAAUGCUUAUUGAUUUGUCUUAGGAAUUUUUAGACACUUCAUAUUGCCUCUUAACAAAUCCAAACCCCUAAACCUGUCAUUCAAACCUGCUUUCCAAAUGGUCCCUACAAAAUCACUAUUCUCAUUUUUCAUUCUCUUUUACUUGAACUGCCUGAGUUUACUGUUUCUAGAUCCCAAUGAGAAUAAUCAAUUUUCUGCCCUUUCUCUGCAUUAACCUCUUUCCUUGCCUUCCAAACCUGUUCAAAAUUGACCUUCUCCCAUCAGCUUCUUUUGAUUGAUCCCCAACGUUGUGCAAUCAUUGUUCCUUCUCAUAUGAUCACAUGUUGCCCUGAAAAAAGUGUCAUUUUGUGUUUUUUUCUUGGCUCUCCAGUAACUAGGCAGACCAUCAAGGAAUUGGCCAACUAUAUCUUUUGCUUUUGGUCCUGGAAAAAAGUCUAUGAAGAACAUAAAAGUUGACUGAAAUUUGAAAAGGGCUUCCUUUUUUUUUUGGCAAUUCAUCGUUUUCCCUAGUAUAUAAAUUCAAAUUUAGUCCAUUUCAAAAAGUGUUCAUUAAGUACCUAUUCCCUGUGCAAGGAACUUGCUGUGCUAGGAGCUGAGGGGCAAAAUAGGUGGAAAGUAGUCCCUUCUUUGGAAUCUAUAUACCAUCCUUUUGUUAGGAAUAGAAAUCAGGGGUGAACCUAGGGAGGGUGUUGACAGAUGAGGAAUUUCCCUCUAUCAAAUCAGAGCUGUUACUUGUCAGCCACUUAGACAAUUAAGCAAAAAAAAGGUAGGGCAGAGGGGGAGAGAGACAUACAGAGAGACAGAGACAAAGACAGGAGAGACACACAGAAAGACACAGAGAAAUAGAGAGGCAGAGAGAGUGAGAGACAGAGACAGAGAGAGAGAAAA